GUUGCAGCGCCUGCGAUAGCCUCUUUCCAUCACUCAUGAUACUAGAACAUCACAAAGAAGAAUUCGAACAUUGGAGCGACGAUGAAAUAAGCCGACGAAUUUGCUGUAGACGAAAUCGGGGGGAAGAUUAUUUUACUGAUACAGACUCGUUCACGAGUGAAGCUGAAAGUGAGGAUCUGGAGAGGCUGUUGUAAAAAGGGGGAACUAAACUAUUGUAAAAUGGAAAAACUGAAUAAGUGUGAGAGAAAAUAUCAGGAAGUAAUUAAUGUGCGUAUUAAAACCAGCUGCUGGCAUAUUUAUAUGUACACAUGUAUCUAUGUACAUAUAUAUAAAUGAACGAGACAAGUUAAAUCUACAGAAAAAGUUAAAACAUCAUAUCUAAUUACAUACAUACAUAAAUAGACAAGUGCAUAUGUAUAUGAAUGUAUGUAUAUAUUUCUGAAACAAUGCCAGCUGCUGGCCAAACAAAUCUUUAUAUACUCUAAGUAACUACAAUGGUAGAUAAAUACAUAUGUAGAAGUUCUUGUGUAUUCAUGUACUUAAGCAUGUAAAAGUCAGAGAAAUGCUAGGAGCAAAGCACAUGCUAAAUAUUUUUUUAUAUCCUCUCAGCAAACAAGAUACAGGAAGUGUACAGCCCCAGGAUAAAUAAAAAUACAAAUAGAGUAUACAUAU
Messenger RNA from Rhagoletis pomonella (apple maggot), 672 nucleotides. RefSeq lists its product as uncharacterized. NCBI's taxonomy places the organism in Eukaryota, Metazoa, Arthropoda, Insecta, Diptera, Tephritidae. The record is from RefSeq and is a predicted model, not a curated record.